AUGAAGUACGUUGUUGUUUCAGGCGGAGUGAUCUCGGGCAUCGGGAAGGGCGUGCUGGCGUCGUCGACGGGCAUGCUGUUGAAGACGCUCGGGCUGAAGGUUACGUCGAUCAAAAUCGACCCUUACAUGAACCUGGAUGCGGGCACGAUGUCGCCGCUUGAGCACGGUGAGUGUUUUGUGCUGAACGAUGGCGGAGAGACGGACCUGGACCUGGGAAACUACGAACGGUACCUGGGGGUGACGCUGACGAAGGACCACAAUAUCACGACCGGCAAGGUCUACUCGCACGUUAUGGCCAAGGAGCGCAAGGGUGACUACCUGGGCAAGACCGUGCAGGUGGUGCCCCACCUGACGAACGCGAUUCAGGACUGGUUAGAGCGUGUUGCGCGCAUCCCCGUUGACGACUCUGGAAUGGAGCCUGACGUGUGCAUCAUCGAGCUCGGAGGCACCGUGGGUGACAUCGAGUCCGCGCCGUUUGUGGAGGCGCUGCGUCAGUUCCAGUUCCGUGUAGGCCGCGACAACUUUGCUCUUAUCCACGUCUCUCUGGUCCCUGUGAUCCACGGCGAGCAGAAGACGAAGCCAACGCAGGCUGCCAUCAAGGACCUGCGCUCGCUAGGCCUGACCCCAGACAUGAUUGCCUGCCGGUGUUCGGAGGAGCUAGACAAGCCGACGAUCGAGAAGAUUGCUAUGUUUUGCCAUGUGGGGCCAGAGCAGGUGGUUAACGUGCACGAUGUCGCAUCCACCUACCACGUUCCCCUGCUGCUACUUGAACAGCGCAUGAUAGACUACCUGGGACAGAGGCUCAAGCUCUCGGAUAUUAAGCUUGGUGCGGAGGACAAGGAGAGGGGCGCUCGUCUGUUGGACCGUUGGAGACAUUUGACGACGGCCAUUGACGAGUCAUUUGAAGUGGUACAGAUCGCCUUGGUUGGAAAGUACACACACCUAAAGGACUCUUACCUUUCCGUCAUCAAAGCAUUGGAGCACUCUUCCAUGCGUUGUAAGCGCAAGCUAGAGAUCGUCUGGGUCGAGGCUUCUGAUCUUGAGCCUGAGAUGAGCGCCUCCGACAAGGAGAAGUUCCAGCAAGCGUGGAAGAGCCUAUCGUCUUCUGACGGUAUUCUUGUACCUGGUGGGUUUGGCACCAGAGGCACCGAGGGGAUGAUUCUCGCUGCGAAGUGGGCGCGGGAGAACAAGAUCCCAUAUCUGGGUGUCUGUCUCGGACUGCAGGUCGCGACUAUCGAGUUUGCCCGGCAUGUGCUUGGCAUCGCGGAUGCCACAUCGUCCGAGUUCUACCCAGAGGUGGCAGAGGAUAAGCAGGUCGUUGUGUACAUGCCUGAGAUAGACAAGCAAAAUAUGGGCGGUACCAUGAGACUCGGUCUCAGACCUACCAUCUUUCAGGAGGACACCGACUGGUCCAUUAUCAGAAAACUAUACGGCAGCGCCUCCUCUGUGGAGGAAAGACAUCGCCAUCGCUACGAGAUCAACCCAAAGAUGGUGCAGAAACUCGAGGAGCAUGGCUUGAAGUUCGUGGGCAGAGACGAGACCGGCACCCGGUGCGAGAUUCUCGAGCUCGUCGACCACCCCUACUACGUCGCCACGCAGUACCACCCAGAGUACAUGUCCAAGGUGCUAGACCCCUCGCAGCCCUUCCUCGGCCUUGUUGCUGCGGCCGCAAACAUCCUACCAAGCCUACUCGCUGCCGAGCGUGCCGUCGGCGCGAGAGCAGACUUCUAA
Eremothecium gossypii ATCC 10895 is the source of this 1731-nucleotide messenger RNA. RefSeq names its product CTP synthase URA7 (gene URA7). Gene Ontology annotation, molecular function: identical protein binding; CTP synthase activity. The transcript has a single exon. The coding region runs from base 1 to 1731 and encodes 576 amino acids. The record is from RefSeq and is marked provisional. Gene Ontology annotation, biological process: pyrimidine nucleobase biosynthetic process; CTP biosynthetic process. Gene Ontology annotation, cellular component: cytoplasm; cytoophidium. NCBI's taxonomy places the organism in Eukaryota, Fungi, Ascomycota, Saccharomycetes, Saccharomycetales, Saccharomycetaceae.